This is a messenger RNA of Carassius gibelio (silver crucian carp), 3291 nucleotides long. RefSeq names its product tetratricopeptide repeat domain 41 (gene ttc41). The coding region runs from base 1 to 3120 and encodes 1039 amino acids. Gene Ontology annotation, cellular component: Cul4-RING E3 ubiquitin ligase complex. The record is from RefSeq and is a predicted model, not a curated record. Gene Ontology annotation, molecular function: protein binding; ATP hydrolysis activity. The transcript is spliced from 17 exons. NCBI's taxonomy places the organism in Eukaryota, Metazoa, Chordata, Actinopteri, Cypriniformes, Cyprinidae.
AUGUACUCAGCCGUAACUUGCCCAACACUGGAUCUCAUUGACCGCUCGUCCUUUUUCAUUUGUCUUCUUGGACACAGCUACGGACAGUGUCUGCCGGCUGAAAAUGGUUCUCGGUCUGAUAUUGGACCAUGUUCUUGGUCUGAGGUGGCUAGGAACUUGCACGUUGCUGCAGAGGCUGGUUACCCUUGGGUUAUGGAGGAUGAGUAUCGCACCAGUAGCCUUACAGAGCUGGAGAUCACCAAGGCAGCCUUCAUUGACAACAACAGAAGCUGCUUCUUUUAUUUUAAAGACUGCACCCCUCAGGACACACAGGACGACAGAAGUAGUGAAACGUGCAAUUUCUUGAACAUGCUGUCCACUCAAAGCCAAAGGGAGAGACAGAGAAUGAGAAAUCAAAAAAAAAAGAUCAUAAAUCAUUGUCUUCCUGUCAGAUUCUUCAGAAAUCUUCAUGAACUUGAGGAGAUGAUAAAGGUGGACUGGGAGGGAAUCAUAUGUAAAUUUCACGAGGAUCCAAAACAUCCCAUCUCAGGAUGGCAGGAUUCAUUCGAUCUGCAAUACCAUGCGAUGUAUGCGCGUACAUUGUGUGACUGGUUUGUGCCCUCGGCACCCACCACAGAAAUACUGAACGCACUAAACAAAUUUCUGCAUCCUGUAACCCAUAAUGCAAAAUCUGAGAUGCACUCAAAAAAUCCAGAAGCUCAUUUUACAUGUGAUCUUGACCAGAACGACUCAGAGAAAUCUAUUUUACUAGUGUGCGGUGAAAGGGGUUGUGGGAAGUCCACUCUGGCAGCAUGGUGGCUGCAGUCCUUCUGCAGACAAAAUCCUGAUGUUCCAGUCAUCUCUCACUUCUGUGGGACCAGCACAUCCAGCACUGAUGUCAGGUCUAUGCUCAGACAGUGUACUGCGCAACUUCGAAGAGCACAUUACAGUGAUUUUCCAGAUUGGGAUGAUAGUUUGGAGGACGUGAUUGAGUUUAUACAUCUCCAUCGGACCGUCCAGGCAUUUACUGCAGCAGCCAGUCUUGGGCCUUGUAUUCUUCUUAUAGAUGCUAUUGACCUUCUGACAGAAACACUAGCAAUAUCAAAGCAAGAGGUGAAGGAACUGCGAUGGCUGCCAGAUGAUCUGCCUCGCUAUUGUAAAAUGAUCAUCACAACAACGUUUACUGACCUCACUUACAAAAGUCUGACCAGCAGGACCGAUGUCCAGAUUCUCAUCUGUCCCCAUCUCUCAGAUUCAAGUGUUCUGGGCAGCAUUAUGUUCAAACAUUUGUCUUUGCCUUACAAGGAGCUACCAGCCAGUGUUUUGCAAAGAGUUGGAUGUAAGAAGCAGUGCCACAUUCCGGCCUUCUUAGCGCUCAUUGGCACAGAGUUACGGACAUGUGGAGUGCUGAGGGAGAAAGAGGAAGAGAUGGAGCUGUUGAAGGAGUAUAUAGAGGCUGAUUCAGUUCCAGAGCUCUGGGUGAAGGUCAUUCAUCGCUGGGUACAAGAUUACAGCAGAACUGCUCCAACAGAAGAUAUUACUGAGGCUCAAACAUGCUCUGCAUCACUCAGGGAUGAUCUCUCAGGCUGGGUUUGGGACACGCUCUGUCUUAUUCAUGUGUCUCGUGCUGGGCUGACUGAGCCUCAGGUUUUGGCUUUGCUGGAAGAUUUAGGCUACUGUGGUAAUCUGCAAAUCCAGGUUUUGGAAUGGGCCAGACUGCGCUCUACAUUUUGGCCUUGGGUUCAAGAGAAAGCCAAUGGGCUUCUGAGCAUCACACAUCAAUCACUCAGCCAGGCUAUUAACCUACUGUUGCAUGGUACGGAUGGUCAGAAUUUCUACCAACGGAUGCUUGCUAAGUUUUUUCAGAAGUCCAGUUUAGAGCUUUGUAGCUGGGCAAGAAAGAUGGAAGAGAUUCCUUGGCAUCUCAAGCAAACUGGUUCAUUCAACGAGUUGCAUGAUUUCCUCAGUGAUAUGUCUACCGUGGAGUUUUUGUCAAGCAGCCUGAAGCGAUUCCCACAGAUGACAAUUGAUGUUAUACAUUAUUGGACACUACUAAGGCAGAGAGGAUUUGACCCUGUGACUUCAUUCCAGAAUCUGAUGGCUAAGACUUGGGAGCAUCUUGAUGAUGUUCACCCUCCAGAUCACAGCAGUUUGUGGAGACUGUCAUUGUUCUGUUCUAAAGUUCUGCUCUGUUUGGGUGAAAUGCAACAAGCUCGAGAGCUGCUACUGCAAGCAGAUCGAAUCUUCCAAAAGGGCGUAGAGCUGGAUAGUGACAGUAUGAGGUUACUACUCAAGGUGCAACAUAUGCUGGCAGAGCUUUACGUCCAAAUGCAUCUGCCAAAAGACACAGAGAUGUACUGCCACAAGGGACUUGAGACGGCCCGGUCUCUUACAGUAGCCCACCUUGACAGCACAGAGGUCAAACUGAUAGUUGGACAGCUGCUUUGUUGUCUGUGUGUGGCAUUGCUGGAGGAUGGACGGCUUUAUGCAGUACCAGGGCUUUUCAAAGAGAUCAGCUCGGAUAGAUGCAUCUCUGGCCAUCCUUGUGCUGACGGCACAACAAUGCUACUGAAGGCCAUUCACAAGUUGAGUCUUUGUGAGCCCCAGACUGCUGAGAAAUGCUUUCAAGCUGCACUGGCCAGCCGGAGGCGCUGGUACGGCUAUGAUCAUCCUCUGGUAGCAGUAGUGGAAGAGCAGCUUGCAGAUCUCUGGGCCAGAGCUCAAACCAACACAGAAUGGACACAGAGGAAGAUGGUUGAACUGUACCGGCAUGUUAUAAGCACUAAAGAGACUGAGGCUCAGAUGAUGCAACUUCCCACCAUGCAACACAACCUUGCUGUCAUUCUUACAAAGCUUGGUAAGAUGUUGUUGCGUAGCUGCAGUAGAGUUGAGAGGAGAGAGGGGCUGGAUCUGCUUCAGAGAGCUGCAGACAUAAGGAUUCACCUCCUGGGCCCUGAGCACCCACUGACACGAGACCUGGAGCUGGUUUCAAACCCUGAUAUUGUAGGACAGAGGAAGCAUGUUCUAGAGGUCAUCAGGACCACCUCAAACAAUAACCUGUCACUAGGUAUAGGUCAUCUACAACUGCUUACAAGGAAUCACACAGUGGGCUGCAAAAACCAUCCUCACAGUCACAAAUAACAUGAGCAACUACCAAAGUCCCUAAGAGCUUCUCUACACAAAGAGCAUCAUGUUGUAACCAGGAUGAAACCCCCAAAAGACCAUGGAUGGCUUUCCAGGUCUGCGUAUUUGGACCACAGAGUGACAUUAGGACUCUAUUGCAAACAGGAAACACUGGUAGGUUGGACCGAC